GAGAGGAUGGAGAACUGUUAUCAUCUGAUCUGUUUCCCAGAGGUAUGCUGAUCAUCAGGAUUGUUCUGGUUCUUCUGUGUGUGACUCUGGUCUGUUCUGAGAUCAGUCGUCUGACGGAUCAGUGGAUGGCCUGGAAAUCUCAACACAAUAAGAGCUACAGAAACACAAGAGAGGAGCGCCACAGGAGAGCCGUCUGGGAGCAGAAUCUGUUGGAGAUCCUCAAACACAACGAGGAGACGGCCGUCGGUCUGCACACAUACACACUGGGACUGAACCAGCUGAGCGACAUGAAUGCAGAUGAAGUCAAUCCUCUGAUGAACGGUUUAUUGGAGGAAGAUCUUCCCGAAGUCAACGUGACGUUCAGACCUCUGUCACACGAUCACCGGCCCGUCCCACCCAGAGUCAACUGGACGGAGCACGGGAUGGUCAGUCCCGUCCAGAACCAGGGCCGGUGCGGCUCCUGCUGGGCCUUCAGUGCUGCCGGGGCUCUGGAAGGGCAGAUGAAGCGGAGAACCGGCGCUCUGGUUCCGUUGAGUCCACAGAACCUGCUGGACUGCAGUGUGAGCUUGGGGAACCGAGGCUGUAAGGGCGGAUAUCUGAGCCGAGCGUUUCUCUACGUCAUCCAGAACAACGGCAUCGACUCAAACACCUUCUACCCGUAUGAACACAAGGAGGGUGUGUGUCGAUACUCAGUGAAGGGGAGAGCUGGAUAUUGCUCUAGUUUCCGGGUUCUUCCGCGUCACGACGAGGCAGCGCUUCAGAUUGCCGUCGCUAACAUCGGCCCGGUGUCCGUCGGUGUGAACGCCAAACUGGCUUCAUUCCACAGAUACAGAGGAGGCAUCUACAGUGACCCGCACUGCCGCGGGCUGGUCAAUCAUGCGGUUCUGGUGGUGGGUUACGGGUCGGAGAACGGCCUCGACUACUGGCUGCUCAAGAACAGCUGGGGGACGGCGUGGGGUGAGAAGGGCUUCAUACGCAUGGCACGAAAUAAAAACAUGUGUGGAAUCUCCAGCUUUGCCAUUUACCCCACCGUCUCCGAUCGAGUCGGAUCUGACUCCUGA
This is a messenger RNA of Rhinichthys klamathensis goyatoka, 1061 nucleotides long. It is a transcript of the gene ctss1, whose product is annotated as cathepsin S, ortholog 1. Gene Ontology annotation, cellular component: lysosome. Gene Ontology annotation, molecular function: cysteine-type endopeptidase activity. The record is from RefSeq and is a predicted model, not a curated record. Gene Ontology annotation, biological process: immune response. The transcript has 8 exons. Bases 45 to 1061 code for a protein of 338 amino acids. NCBI's taxonomy places the organism in Eukaryota, Metazoa, Chordata, Actinopteri, Cypriniformes, Leuciscidae.